Messenger RNA from Fusarium pseudograminearum CS3096, 930 nucleotides. RefSeq lists its product as uncharacterized. The transcript is spliced from 2 exons. The record is from RefSeq and is a predicted model, not a curated record. NCBI's taxonomy places the organism in Eukaryota, Fungi, Ascomycota, Sordariomycetes, Hypocreales, Nectriaceae. Bases 1 to 930 code for a protein of 309 amino acids.
AUGAACGACUCCGCUAGCUCUUCAGGAUGGCUUGAAGCACCUGACAGCACUCUUGAGGUGCGAAUGGUGGCCUACUUGUUGAUGGAAAAUCGUGAGACCUUCAAAACCGAUCCACUUGCCGCCGCCACGGUCGAAGAACUGGCAUCCAAGAAUAUUCUAAAUUGGAGCGAGUUCACCAUGUCGUAUGGCAUGCACAUGCCUAUCAUCGACACGGCCAUAGCGACCUUGAAUUGCGAAGGUAUUGCUGCAUUUUUCGACUUUAACAGCAAGCUUUCUCACGAACAAGCCGUCCAAUUCAUCCGAGAGAUCAAUAUUCAGAGCUGGGACCCAGUUGACCUUGAGCCUGGCUUUGUUCAAUACCUUCACGAAAUCUUGUGCUCAAAUGUCGACAAUGGGCAGUCUGGCGAUAACGAGUCAAAGCUAGGAGAUAGUCUCCCCAAGAAGAACAUCGGCCUUUUUCUUUUCCGUUGUCGCCGAUCGUUCCCAUCCCUGGAUAUACACAAAGACUUCAUUCUCCAAGAGGUCAAGCGUAUAUUGUCUGCUUGCGAGGAGCCUGUUCAAUCUCGCCCUCCGACGUCGCCGCAGAGCGAUCUACCUAUGCGACUUAGACUAUCUCGACUAGUUUCUUACGCCGAAGUUCAUCUCGGCCUAUCAGCUAUCAAGGCGUAUCUGGAAGUACCGGCCAUGCGUGCAGACAAAUCCCUGGAGGAACUUUAUGGUCCUAAUUGGGUCGAGGUGACAAGCAUAGAAAGCUACGUGACGAAGCUGUCAAAUACGGACGACUGUAAGGAGGCGUUGUCGUUGCUCGAGCUACUUGGUGCCCUCAAGGUUUAUCAGUAUUGGAGGAUGAAGAUGGACCGGGCCCUGCAGUCCGACAAGGAAGAUAUCAUGAACGAGAUGAUGCAGUCUGUGGAGCUGAGCGAUUCAUGA